Molecule: messenger RNA, 2878 nt
Organism: Drosophila sulfurigaster albostrigata
Lineage: Eukaryota; Metazoa; Arthropoda; Insecta; Diptera; Drosophilidae
Gene: Nt5b
Product: cytosolic purine 5'-nucleotidase
Exons: 7
Coding region: 656-2614 (652 amino acids)
Molecular function (GO): 5'-nucleotidase activity
Source: RefSeq, a predicted model, not a curated record
CUACGCCACAAACAAACAAAAGAAAUCCCAAUUGUUAUUCUAUUUCUUCAAAUUUUUUUUUGUUACACCUUAUAUACGUACAUACAUAAUUUUUUUGUUGUUGUGUCGACGCAUUGUUUUCUGUGAUAAGCUGUCAAUGCUCUCAGCAUAAAUUGUCAAAAAAAGGAGAAAAAAAAAACAAACAAAAGAAAAUUACAACAAGCGCAAAAGGAACUACAACAACAACAACAACAACACGCAGAAGAUCAUUCCACACACGCUACGUGACUGCUGCCGACGUCGCUGCCGCUGCCGCUGCUGCUGCUGCUGCUGUCUCCUUACAUAGAUUCGUGACGUUUCUGCCCAGCUGAUAAGAAAGGCGGCCGCCACAUUGCUUGUUUUUGUUUUGUUUGUGCGCCGUUUUGGUUACGUUUAUUCUUUCGUCGUCGUCGUUGUUGUUGUUGUUGUGUGUUUUGCUUCACAUUUCGCACGCGUCGCCUACUUGCUCGCUCUCUCUCUAUCGCUCUCUUUGAGCUGUGCUUUUUUGAGAGCUCUGAACUGUGUUGGUUUAUCGGCAGCGACGCGUCGCCGCAGCAACUUAGCUCGCAUUGCUCUUUGGCACUUUUGGCUAACCAGUCGCAGUCGCAGUCACAGUCGCAGCAGCCAGCAGACGAAAAUGCCGCUAACACAAAAACAACAACAACCAUCGUCAUCAUCCACACAUUCCAAGCCGAACACUAACAAUAACGGGACACGCGAACGUGAACGCGAACGCGAACGAACACAAACGAUUGGCGAAACGGACAUGGAUCAGUCAGUGUUGAAUGGGCUUCAUUUGGGGGAUGGCAGCAGCAGCUAUCACGGUCACAAGCGUGAACAGGGACACAGAGUUUUUGUGAACCGUUCGCUGCAUUUGGAGAACAUUAAGUACUAUGGCUUCGACAUGGACUAUACAUUGGCAGAGUACAAAUCUCCGCAAUAUGAGCAGCUGGGAUUCAAUUUGGUCAAGGAGCGUCUGGUGUCGAUGGGAUAUCCCAAGGAGAUUUUGCAAUUUGAAUACGAUCCAACAUUUCCAGUGCGCGGCCUUUGGUUCGACACGCUCUACGGCAAUCUGCUGAAGGUCGAUGCCUAUGGCAACAUUUUGGUCUGUGUGCAUGGCUUUGAGUUCAUCAAGCAUCACCAGGUGUACGAGUUGUAUCCGAACAAGUUUUUAAAGCUGGAUGAGUCGCGUGUUUAUGUGCUCAAUACGCUAUUCAAUUUGCCAGAGACAUAUUUGUUGGCCUGUCUUGUCGAUUUCUUUAACCAUAGCUCUGAAUUUGUGCGCGUUGAACGCGGCAUCAAAGCUGGUGAUUUUCUUUUUACCUAUAAGUCGAUUUUCCAGGACGUGCGUCGUGCCGUCGACUGGGUGCAUUCCGAUGGCGAUCUGAAGCGUCGUACCACACAGAACAUGGCGUACUAUGUGAAGAAGGAUGCUCGCUUGCCCACAGUGCUGUCGCGCAUCCGCGUCUCGGGUGCCAAGGUGUUCAUGCUAACGAACAGCGAUUAUACGUACACCAACGAGAUCAUGACCUAUCUGUUUGACUUUCCCCAUGGCGCCGAUGUGAAUGAACCGCAUCGCGACUGGAAGACCUACUUCGAUGUGAUCGUGGUGGAUGCGAGGAAGCCGCUGUUCUUCGACGAGGGAACCGUGCUGCGACAGGUGGACACAAAGACGGGCAGCCUGAAGAUUGGCACACACAUUGGGCCACUGCAGCCGGGGCAAGUGUAUUCGGGGGGUUCGUGCGAACUCUUCACCAAAUUCAUCAAUGCCAAGGGCAAGGAUGUGCUCUAUGUGGGCGAUCACAUCUUUGGCGACAUACUCAAAUCGAAGAAGAUACGCGGCUGGCGCACGUUCCUCAUUGUGCCCGAGCUCGUGCGGGAGUUGCACGUGUGGACCGACGAGUGUCAAUUGUUUGCUCAACUCCAGAAUUUGGACAUUAAUCUGGGUGAUUUGUAUCGCGAUCUGGACUCGAGUGCCAAGGUUAAGCCGGACAUAUCGCAUCUGCGCACCAGCAUACGCGAUGUCACACACAAAAUGGACAUGUCCUAUGGCAUGAUGGGUUCACUCUUCCGCUCGGGAUCGCGACAAACGUUCUUCUCCAGCCAAGUGGUGCGAUAUGCCGAUGUGUAUGCCGCCACGCUGCUCAAUCUCAUCUAUUACCCCUUCUCGUACAUGUUCCGAGCACCGGCGAUGCUGCUGCCACACGAGUCGACGGUGGCUCACGAUCAGGUGCAUCAGCCGCCGCCACCGCCGCCAUCCUCGUCCAGCACAACACUCGAGGAUGCGAGCAGCAGCAGCAGCAGCAAGAACACUGGCUCAACUUCCGGUUCUGGUUCCGGUUCCGGUUCUGGCUCCGUUUCCGGCUCUGUUUCCGGCACCACUGUGCGUGCAGAUGAAUCACAGAAUGGCAGCAACAAUUCGCCCGUCAAGGAUCCCAAGGAUCUGCAUCGUGCCAGCUCCAUUGUGCACACACGCCCAUCGACGCCCACUGUGGUCACCCACACACACGACGAGGACUAUUCCGAGGAGGAGGAGACUGCCAGUGGCGCUGAGUCGACGACAGAGCAGCAGAAACGCAACGAAGCCUCCGACUAAAGCAGCGCUGCCUCUUCUUCUUCUUCUACUACUACUCUCCUUCACCAUCUCUUCCCUAUUUUUCAACGAAUUUUCAUUGCUGUUUCUAUCGCUCCGUUCUACAAACAAACAACAAAAGGAUCAUGUUGCAACUUUCCGUUUUACAACAUGUUGCAACUAGUGAGAAACGUGCGAUUUCAUUUAUUUUUUUGGCGAUUUUACAUACAACAAAAAUUAUAUAUAUAUAUAUAUUAAAAUAAAUAUAUACAUACAUACACAAUUAUA